ACUUUUUUUUUUUUUUUUCCUUUUAUCUUUCAGUCUCUGUUUCUCUCUUAUAAACCCAAUCAAUCAAGGUUGAGUCUGUGAGUCUCAGUUGUUCUUCUGGGUUUUAGCCAUGGAGUUGCAGAGACUGAUCAGUGGUAGCCUUUUUGUUGCUAUUUUAAUGGGUUUUUUCUGUUCAUCUCAAGCUUAUACUUUCUAUGUUGGAGGAAGAGAUGGAUGGGUUUUGAACGGUUCUGAGGAUUAUAAUUCUUGGGCUGGAAGAAACAGGUUUCAAGUUAAUGAUACUCUAGUGUUUAAGUAUAAGAAGGGAUCGGAUUCUGUGUUGGUUGUGAACAAAGAGGACUAUGAUAGUUGCAAUACAGGGAAGCCAUUGAAGAAGAUGGAUGAUGGUGAUUCGAAGUUUAAGUUUGAUCGAUCUGGUCCUUUCUACUUCAUCAGUGGGGAGAAUGGUAACUGUGGGAAAGGAGAGAAGUUGAUCACCCUUGUUUUGGCUGUGAGAAACCACCAUCCUGUACCCUCGGCUCCACCUAAGGCUCCCUCACCUUCUGGGUCUCCUCCCAUGGCUUCUCCACCUAAGGCUGUGUCACCUUCUCCCGUGGCUUCUCCUCCUAAGGGAAAGGCACCUUCUCCCAUGGCUUCUCCACCAAAGGGAUUGUCACCUUCUCCUAUGGUUUCUCCUCCAAAGGCUAUGACACCCUCUCCCAUUGCUUCUCCUCCAAAGUCUAUGACACCUUCUCCCAUGGCUUCUCCCCCUAAGGCUUGGUCACCUUCUCCCAUGGCUUCUCCUCCUAAGGCUUGGUCACCAUCUCCCAUGGGUUCUCCUCCAAAGUCUAUGGCACCAUCUCCCUUGGCUUCUCCUCCUAAGGCUUGGUCACCUUCCCCCAUGGCUUCUCCUCCAAAGGGAAUGGCACCUUCUCCCAUGGCUUCUCCACCAGAGGCAAUGACACCUUCUCCCGUGGCUUCUCCUCCAAAGGGAAUGGCACCUUCUCCCAUGGCUUCUCCACCAAAGGAAAACACACCUCCCGUGGCUUCUCCAUCUCCGGUCGUUUCAACUCCUCCACCGUCACCGCCAACACCUAAUGCUCCAAGUCCAUCGGAAGGUGGUUCAGGCACUCCUUCAGAUAGCGGCAUCGCACCGGCUCCAGCACGGUCAUCGGCGCCGGGACUAGUAGCCUCAAUUGCUUUGGUUUCAUGGGUUUCUAUUUUUGUGAGUUUAUUGUCUCUUUGAGUUUUAGCUUAUCGAUUAAGUAGGAUUUGUUUUUUAAUUCCCUUAGGCUACUAGUAAUUAAUUCUAUUUGGAACAUAUAUAUAACUUUAUAAUUUGAUUCAUUUUCUAUAUUGGAUAUUGAAUACUUUUCACAA
Molecule: messenger RNA, 1359 nt
Organism: Macadamia integrifolia
Lineage: Eukaryota; Viridiplantae; Streptophyta; Magnoliopsida; Proteales; Proteaceae
Product: early nodulin-like protein 2
Exons: 2
Coding region: 110-1225 (371 amino acids)
Cellular component (GO): plasma membrane
Molecular function (GO): electron transfer activity
Source: RefSeq, a predicted model, not a curated record